GAGCGUGGUGGUGAUGAAGGUGAUGAAGGUGAUGAAGAUGAGCGUGUGUCCAUGCGGAGUUGAGCUGGAUUCAGUCCGUCUGACCUGAGAGUGGAAACUUCUUCUUCUUCACGUGAAAAAGACUUCCCGCCCCGUCCGCCAGCAUGAGUGACAUCUACGAGUCGGCGGCCAACUCUCUGGGCCUGUUCAGCAGCUCCUGCCUCACCAAGGUGGAGCUCAGGCUCACCUGCAAGGGCAUCUCCGACCGGGACGCCCUGUCCAAGCCCGACCCCUGCUUCGUCCUCAAGAUGCAGUCUCACGGCCAGUGGAUGGAGGUGGACCGCACUGAGGUCCUCCGCAGCUGCGUCAACCCCUCCUACUCAAAGGUCUUCACCCUGGACUUUUAUUUUGAAGAGGUGCAGCGUCUGCGCUUUGAGCUGUACGACAUCAAUCUGAAAGAGGACGACUUCCUGGGAGCGGUGGAGUGCACGCUGGGACAGAUCAUCUCUCAGAGCGAAACUGUCAAAGCUUUGCUCAAACCAGGAGGAACUGUUGGAAAAGCCAUCAUCACGAUCACAGCAGAGGAGCUGACGGGGAACGACGACUACAUCGAGCUCUCUUUCAGUGCCAGGAAGCUGGAUGACAAGGACUUCUUCAGUAAGUCGGAUCCGUUUCUAGAGAUUUACCGGCUAAACGACGACGCCACGCUGCAGCUCGUCUACAGAACUGAGACUGUGAUGAAUAACCUUAAUCCUGUGUGGAAAACCUUCAAAGUGUCUCUCAACUCGCUCUGCAGUGGAGACCAUGAACGCAAGCUGCAGUGCACUGUGUGGGACUGGGACUCCAACGGGAAGCACGACUACAUCGGGGAGUUCGAGGCGACCUUCAAAGAGAUGAGAGGAGCCAUUGAUGGACGGCAGGUUCAGUGGCCGUGCAUCAACCCCAAAUACAGGGUGAAGAAGAAGAACUACAAGAACUCUGGGAUUGUGAUUCUGAACCAGUGCAAGAUCAUCAAGAUGCAUUCCUUCCUGGAUUAUAUUAUGGGAGGCUGUCAGAUCCAGUUUACUGUGGCCAUCGACUUCACGGCGUCGAACGGAGACCCCGGGAACAGCUGCUCGCUGCACUACAUCCACCCAUUCCAGCCCAACGAGUACCUGAAGGCUCUGGUGGCGGUGGGAGAAAUCUGCCAGGACUACGACAGUGACAAAAUGUUCCCGGCGUUCGGCUUCGGCGCUCAAAUCCCACCAGACUUCAAGGUCUCCCAUGACUUUGCGGUGAAUUUUAACGAGGAGAAUCCAGAGUGUGCAGGAGUCUGUGGUGUAGUGGAAGCCUACCAGGCCUGUCUGCCCAAGUUGCAGCUCUACGGCCCCACCAACAUCGCCCCCAUCAUCCAGAAGGUGGCCAACUCGGCCUCGCAGGAGGUCCACACCAAAGAGGCCAUGCAAUACUUCAUUCUGCUGAUCCUGACUGACGGCGUCAUCACCGACAUGGCAGAGACCAGAGAGGCCAUCGUCCAGGCCUCGCAUCUGCCCAUGUCCAUCAUCAUUGUUGGUGUUGGAAAUGCAGAUUUCAGUGACAUGCAGAUGUUGGACGGAGAUGACGGGAUCCUGCGGUCGCCCAGAGGAGAGCCUGUCCUCCGAGACAUUGUCCAGUUUGUCCCGUUCCGCAACUUCAAACAGGCAUCUCCAGCGGCUCUGGCCAAGAGCGUGCUAGCAGAAGUGCCCAACCAAGUGGUUGACUACUACAACAGCAAGGGCAUCAAGCCCAAAGUGCCCAGCGAGUACCAGUCUUCCAGGCCGUUUGGCCCCUAAAGCCCCACUGCUGUCCUCCAGACAGCACAGUGCCCCCUGGACCCAGAAACAUGUUACUGUCUUUAGUUCUUUGUUAGCACAGA
Messenger RNA from Salarias fasciatus (jewelled blenny), 1873 nucleotides. RefSeq names its product copine-4-like. Gene Ontology annotation, molecular function: calcium-dependent phospholipid binding. NCBI's taxonomy places the organism in Eukaryota, Metazoa, Chordata, Actinopteri, Blenniiformes, Blenniidae. Gene Ontology annotation, cellular component: plasma membrane. Gene Ontology annotation, biological process: cellular response to calcium ion. The record is from RefSeq and is a predicted model, not a curated record.